This is a messenger RNA of Marchantia polymorpha subsp. ruderalis, 1890 nucleotides long. NCBI's taxonomy places the organism in Eukaryota, Viridiplantae, Streptophyta, Marchantiopsida, Marchantiales, Marchantiaceae. The record is from the annotation of a GenBank genome assembly.
GAAAAGCGACGCCGUGCUGCGGAUAGGGAGACCUGCCCGGCAGAGCAGUGGACUGGAGCAGUGGGGACUCCUCGUGCAGAAGGUUUCUGGGUACUUGGACAUUGAGCUGCUGCAGACAGAAGCGAUCGACAACGUCGUGCGACUGGCGGAGGAUUGGAAAUCUGAGAGGGGUUUAGGGACUGGGUGCGGCAAUGGCGUCAGCUGGGUUGAUGCUGCUGCCGAGCAGCACUGCGGUGGUGAAUUCGGCACCCGCGAGUGCCACAUUGGGUCAGAAAAGCGCCCCAUCGAGCGUCGGAGCGUCGCUUUCGUCGUUCAAUGGAUUCAGGGGUGCCUCUGACUUCUGCUCUUGCGCUCGGUCGAAAGCACCAGCUGCUGUUGGUGUGAGCACCGGGUCUCAGACUGUCAGAGCCUCAUCCGAGGAGAAGGGCAGUGGCUUAGGACGCAGAGAAUUCUUCUCUGCCGCAACCGGUCUGUCUCUCGGGGCUUUUGUCGGAGGCUCUCUAGUCACCGGUGAGGCCAAGGCCGAGGCCGAGCUCGCCGACUGGGAACGCAUUCCGCUGCCAGUGGACCGUGGAGUCGUCUUGCUCGACCUUGCCUUCGUCCCUGAUGAACCGGAUCACGGGUUCUUGCUGGGUACCCGUCAAACUCUUUUGGAGACCAAGGAUGGCGGUAAGACAUGGUUACCUCGCUCUAUUCCAACCGGUCCCGAUGAAGAGUUCAACUACAGGCUCAAUUCUAUCAGCUUCCUGGGCAAGGAGGGGUGGAUUAGCGGAAAGCCAGCCAUCCUUCUUCACACAACCAAUUCGGGAGAGAGCUGGGAGCGUGUUCCACUCAGCCCGAGGCUGCCGGGAAACCCAGUUAUUGUAAAAGCCACAGGUGAGGACAGUGCCGAGAUGGUAACAGACGAGGGUGCAAUCUACGUCUCAUCCAACGGUGGCAAGAACUGGAGGGCAGCUAUCGAGGAAACUCUCUCUGCAACGCUCAAUCGUGGUUCAUCAAGUCAAAUUAGUGGAGCAAGUUACUACACUGGAACCUUGGGCUCCAUCAAUCGCUCCUCAGAUGGCACAUACGUCGGUGUUUCCAGCCGUGGUAACUUUUACGUCACCUGGGAGCCAGGCCAGAGGAAUUGGCAGCCACACAACAGGACAAGUGCUCGAAGAAUCCAAAACAUGGGUUGGAGAGCAGAUGGAGGCCUAUGGCUCGUUGUCCGAGGAGGAGGGCUCUACUUCAGCAAAGGCUCAGGGGCCACUGAAGACUUUGAGGAGGCCAAAAUCACCAGCAGAGGUUUUGGUAUUUUAGAUGUUGGCUACCGAACUAAGGAUGAGGCAUGGGCAACAGGAGGCAGUGGAACUUUGCUCAGGUCCCUGGACGGAGGCAAAUCAUGGGUCCGUGACAAGGCAGCUGACAGUAUUGGAGCAAACUUGUACUCUGUAAAAUUUGUUGACGAGAAGAAAGGAUUCGUUAUCGGUAACGAUGGUGUUUUACUUCGCUACUUGGGCUAAAAGACAGCCGUGUAUCUAGAAAGUCCUCAUAUUCAGGCGUUUAGGUUCCUGCUUUUUCCAAAUUCAACUCUCAAGCACGUGUAUUUUGAUUAUUAGUCGAGGCGAAGCUUUGUUGACGCGAUCUGGAGUCGAAAUUUCUUAAGCACUGCGUUUGUAACAUCAUAGCAUUCGGAGCGGUCUGCCGAGCAACACAAUGUAGAUUAGGUGGCAAAUUCUUUGUAGAACUAUCCGUAGCUUGGAACUCACCUUUGAGUUGCUCUGGAGACGUUCCCAACAGUUGUACACAAUAAAUCCCGCAGUAAGCUUCCUUACACUACUCCGACCUGAUCUGUCGGUUUGGUCACAGAACCCAAUCUGCUGGUUCUUGCACUCUAUCCACUUCUGGUUU